ACGGAGAGUUGACUUGUCUUAAUUUUAUACCGAAAUCGAGCAAGGAAGAAGCAAAGUGGUGGUAGGGAUGGCAGAGAAGGUAGUAGGUAGAGGAGGGCGUUUCCCCCCCUCGGUGCCCGAGACGGGGGGAGCUCAAGGAGGUACUGAAGACGACGAGAGAAUUAUAGAGCUUGUCAGGUUAUGCUAUACCGAGGGGAUCAUUCCUCCGGACAUUGACCCUGGGGAGAUGACGAUGGACGGUCGGGUUGCACGCUUCAAAGUCAACGUUGCCAUUGACCGGGCAAAGGUCAAUUGGUUGAAGCAACACACGGUGACGAUCAUAUUCAAAGAAGGGGCAAAAUUCUUGCCGAAGAAGAUCAAGGAAGACAUUGUUCGUGCAUAUGAAGAUGAGCGAGUUCAUGACGACAAUUUAGAAGUAGAUACGUUCCAUCGAGGAAGAGUAAAGAUCGAAAGCCCCAACGUGGUUUCGUACGUGGCCAAGAAUCCGAUUAUCGCCUUGUGGAUGGUCAGUAAAGGGCACAAUAGCCUGACAAUGGGAGCAUCAGAAUGUAAAUUGGAGUUUAAACCGUGGUUAACCAAGGCACAGUUGGCAGAGCAAAGGAGAAUUGAAGACCAUCUUACCUUCUGGGUGAUAGCAGUUCAGGUUCCACUCGAAGCGAUGUUAUGCCUGGAAGCCCAGAUUAAGAAAGCCAUCGGACCGGUGGUGCGGAGACAUCCCACGGAACCAGACAGACAGAGGCCGACGCUGGUUAAUGUCAAGUUUGACUUAGAACCAAGCGCAAGGCCUAACAUGAAGGAUGUUCUGCGGAUUGAAACGUUCGAAGGAGACCAGUUGGAAGUUAAAUUGGCCUCAUCGGAAACACCGAAGUGCAGAAGAUGUCGGGCCUUCUUUCAUACUAAAGAUCAAUGCAGAAGGGCGGCAAAUCAGCCACAAUCGAACCACGGUGGAGAUUGGGGUGGCGGCAACCCCUUGUCAUACGAUGGACCGAUGGCUCAUCCAGGCACAUCAGCUCGUAUUGAUCCGGCGCUCUCAGGAACGACCACUCCAGCUCCAGGCUCACCGAUGCAAGGAACCAUACAGCAAAGUGGAACUCUCCCACAGGGUGGGAUUCAUCAUGGUGCCGUUACUCAGAACGGUGCUCAAGGCGGAGUAUCUCAAGCAGUGCUGCAACAGAAUGUGCUUUUGCAAGCGGCCGCACAACAGGGAGGCAUGCCACAGGGCUUUCAACCAUACGUCAACCCAAUGUUCUCCCCCGCCAUGGAUAGUGGAGGAGGAGGCAUGGGAUGGGGAGCAGGACAAUUUGGGAGUUGGUUGCCUCCGUCAUUCGUUCAGCAACAAGGCCUGCGACAAUUUCAGUCAUAUGCACCGUACAUACUGAGAGGAGAACCGUCUAGUCUCUUGGGCGGUAAUCUUGGUAUGCCAGCAGGGUACGGCAACCUUGGGGGUGACCAGCCAAUGGGAGCACACGAGAAGGCCACUGGGGGAGAAGCGGAACCACGAUCAGCAGUGCCGGAACCAAGUUCAGAGCUGAUGCCACGAAUAAUUGUUGACAGUCCAGAAGGGGGAGGAAAGAAGCUCAAGCUCUUUAUCCCCAUUCUGGAUGUUGGAUUAGCAGCUGGGCAGUUGGAAAUGCUUGAGACUGAAGGUCUGCGUCUUAUCCUAUUAAUCUAGAUUCAGGAAGGCCGUCGUCAAGAGUUAUGUCGGUUAAGAGUCCCGCCUUUUAAGACCG
This is a messenger RNA of Chara braunii, 1730 nucleotides long. NCBI's taxonomy places the organism in Eukaryota, Viridiplantae, Streptophyta, Charophyceae, Charales, Characeae. The record is from the annotation of a GenBank genome assembly.